UCCAAGAACCAGGAAAUAUUGGAGAAGAUAUCCCGUAUAAGAACUUUACACCCACCCACUUUUACACACUGAUUUUCUGGGACGUUUUGUGAGACGUCGCUGAUAAAGAAAGUAUAACCAACACUGAGCUGUUUCUGGAAAGGAUAUUUAUAAUUAUGUCUUUGUUGGACCUUGCUUUGGUAAUGGACUGCACGGGCAGUAUGGGUUCGUAUAUUGAUUCUGCAAGAGAGAACAUCAGGCAUAUAAUUGAUCAAAUAUCCUCUGCGGGUGGGAGAAGUGUCCACUUUGCUUUAGUUGAGUACAGAGACCAUCCACCACAAGACAAAUCCUUCAUCACCAAGCCGCAUAACUUCACCUCCCAGAUCGCAAAUAUGAAAUCGUGGUUACGUGACUGCUCAGCCGACGGUGGUGGUGGUGAUGAACCAGAGGCCGUGGCUGACGGACUGCAAGCGCUGUUGACUUUCUCCUGGAGAAGUAGUGCGACUAAAAUAGCCGUGCUGAUUGCUGAUGCACCACCACAUGGACUUGGAACUGAUGGGGACGGAUUCCCAUUGGGCUGUCCUCUCGGGCACAACCCCUUUAAAGUCACAAAUAAACUCGCAUCUCAAGAAAUCACUCUUUAUGUCGCUGGCUGCGAACCAAGCAUAUCACCCUACAAGGAUUUUUUCACUGGAUUGGCUUACAUUACUGGGGGUCAGUAUGUUCCUCUUGCGUCUGCUAACAACCUCGCCAAGAUCAUUGUUUGUGGUGCUGAAGAGGAGAUGUCACUGGAACAUCUGAUGAAGACAGAGGUUGGUGCAGCCAUGAAACAGUUACAGGAUGCAGGUGUUGAAAUCGACGAAGACCUAAUGGAGUUACACCUCUCUGCAGAAAUGGCCAGGAAAGGUAUUACAACAAAGAAGUUGAGAGAAACGAUGCCAAUGGCCGAGUACAGGAGAACGGAUCUCACAUAUGCUCGCCCUGCUUCCGUGGCCAGUGCUGCUGUAGGUGACGUGUUUGACGUGGAGGAGAGUGAGGUAGAUUACGCCCAAGUCCAGAGAAUGGUACAGAAGUCCAAGAUGAGGAACAAAGCACUGUUUGAAGAUUGA
This is a messenger RNA of Haliotis rubra (blacklip abalone), 1088 nucleotides long. RefSeq lists its product as uncharacterized. Lineage: Eukaryota; Metazoa; Mollusca; Gastropoda; Lepetellida; Haliotidae. Gene Ontology annotation, cellular component: cytoplasm. The transcript has 2 exons. The coding region runs from base 156 to 1088 and encodes 310 amino acids. The record is from RefSeq and is a predicted model, not a curated record. Gene Ontology annotation, molecular function: protein serine/threonine kinase activity. Gene Ontology annotation, biological process: peptidyl-threonine phosphorylation.